AUGGCAUCGCCGGCUUCACCGCGUCUGCCAAGCCCUCCGCCGAUCCCAGAGGACCAGUUGUCACCAAUGCCAGCCAGCCCCGAGCAGCAGAAGCUCUUCAGCAGCCUCGACCACAAUGCUGCGCGAAGAAUCCGGCCAGGCACCAAGGCUGAAGACAUGGCAGAGGGACCUCCGCUAGUAGAUCUGUCAGAAAUCGACUCAGCUUUCCAGCUCACCGAACACCUGAAAGCGCUGCACAACUUCCUCACACACCCCAUCGGCUCGAAUGGCACCAUCGCAGUGGACAGAGAUAUGGCGAUGAAGCUUGCGCAGCCGCCAGAGAACGUGGACAAGACUCUCUGGCUUUACGAGCUAUGUCGCUUCCUCAUUCAGAAGGUCAACUCGAUCAUCGUCGCGCUAUUCUCCGAUAACCCGCCUUGCUCGUCCAUAACCUGCCCCGAGAUGCGCGCAUCAGAAUGGCAAUACCUCUGCGCUGUACACGACCCGCCCAAGUCAUGUUGUGCUAUUGACUACUGCUGCCACACCUUGGACUGGGCUGCAAACACUCUUACAUCGCCGAAGCACUUCCCCUCCAGGCUGGCAUUGGGCACCGACCAGUCGACACAACACUCACAGGCGCGCCAACUGACCAACAUCUUUCGGCGCGUUUACCGCAUAUUUGCGCAUGCCUGGUUCCAGCAUCGCGACAUGUUCUGGAACGUCGAGGGACGUACGGGGCUAUAUAUCUUCUUCAAGACUGUGUGCGAUUACUAUGGACUGAUCCCGGAUGACAACUACACCAUACCUCCCGAGGCUGAGGGCGACGGCACUGAGCCUUCCACGGAGUCGAGGUCCGCAAUGCUACCAACGAUUCUAAAACGUGAGCCUUCUGGGCCCGGGCCAGAAGAUUCGGACAACUCUACUAUCCUCGAGGGCAUCUCAGACCACAAUCUCUCCACGGCUGGCACCACCAAGCGGCACAGGCAUUCACCAUCCGUGGGCGCCACAGCCGUGUCCACAGUAGUGGAAGAAAAUGAAGAGGAGGAAUAUCAACCAAAGGACGCCACUCGACCUGUGACGCAGCUUUUUGAAUUGACACCAUCAGAGGACGCGCCACAGCCGACAGAGCUAGAGCAAACCGGCGAUGCUGAAGAUGAAGACGAGGAGGAUGACGAAGCCGACGCUGAAGAUGCCGACGAGCUGGAGUCCGCUGCGCCAGAAGGCGAUGCAGGUGAAGAGGAACCGGAAAAGCAAAGUGCUAGCGACGAAGCCAAGGCAGAUCCAACGCCUGAAAUCGAGGAAAAGCAAAGUGAAGACGCGCCAACUGCCAUCGAGGCCGAGGAUGCAUCAGACGACAAAGCGUCAGAUCUGGAAGGCUCAGAUGCAAAGGAGCCUGAAGAGGAGCCUUCGAAGGACGAAUCGGGCGUCAGUGAAAGCUCUACGACAAAAGCGGAAGCCGAGAAGGUGGAGACAGAUGUGGAGUCUGCCGCCAAACCAGAGGAGCCGCCUGCAGAGGAAGACAAGACCGGAAAUUGA
Messenger RNA from Parastagonospora nodorum SN15, 1515 nucleotides. RefSeq lists its product as hypothetical. The record is from RefSeq and is a predicted model, not a curated record. Gene Ontology annotation, cellular component: cytoplasm. NCBI's taxonomy places the organism in Eukaryota, Fungi, Ascomycota, Dothideomycetes, Pleosporales, Phaeosphaeriaceae. Bases 1 to 1515 code for a protein of 504 amino acids. The transcript is spliced from 2 exons.